Molecule: messenger RNA, 4884 nt
Organism: Etheostoma spectabile (orangethroat darter)
Lineage: Eukaryota; Metazoa; Chordata; Actinopteri; Perciformes; Percidae
Gene: bin1a
Product: bridging integrator 1a
Exons: 19
Coding region: 255-2090 (611 amino acids)
Cellular component (GO): cytoplasm; plasma membrane; synaptic vesicle
Molecular function (GO): tau protein binding; phospholipid binding
Source: RefSeq, a predicted model, not a curated record
CCUUUAAGAGCAUCAGCAUCCUCCUCUGUCACGGACGCGCACACAGCAGUUCAACAUUUGAGAAUACAGUUUAGCUUUCUGCAUAUACAUUCCUUCCAAAGAUACAUCAAAACAUCACAUCAUUGCAUUUAUCGUCAUUAUUUCUCCACUGGACCUUAAUGAAUUUGCCUCAACGAUCGCCGUAGCGGUCCAUCAGAUCGUUAUUGCUCUUAUUGCCUUCCUUCCCGCAUCCAUACACUGAUCUGCGCUACAAGAUGGCUGAGUUGAAUUUGGGAAAAGGGUUGACCGCAGGAAAAGUGGCCAGCAAUGUUCAGAAGAAAUUAACGCGAGCCCAGGAAAAGGUUCUCCAAAAGCUCGGCAAAGCCGAUGAGACCAAAGAUGUUGCUUUUGAGGAGGGAGUGAUCAACUUCAACAAACAAUAUACUGAAGGCAGCAAACUGCAAAGGGACCUUCGGGCAUACCUGGAGGCGGUAAAAGCCAUGCACGAGUCCUCCAAAAACGUGCAGGCGUGUUUGGCUGACAUGUAUGAGCCAGAGUGGUACGGCAAGAACGAAGUGGAUUCGAUUGUGGAGGACUGCGAUGUGCUGUGGACUGACUACCACCAAAAGUUGGUCGAUCAUGCUCUCAUCUCCAUGGAUACUUACCUGGGCCAGUUCCCUGAUAUCAAGGCACGUAUAGCUAAGAGGGACAGGAAGCUGGUCGAUUACGACAGUGCCAGGCACAACUAUGCCACCACACACAAGACCAAGAAAAAGGAUGGGGGCAUUAAAAUUACAAAGCCCUCCUCUUUGCUGGAGAGGGCCACUCCCGGUUGGGCUCAGGGUAUCUUGUCUGCACACAAUGUUGCCCAGAGCAGUCUGUCCAGGAGCCAGGCUGAGGAAGAGUUGGAGAGAGCCCAGAAGGUGUUUGAGGAGAUUAAUAUUGACUUGCAAGAGGAGUUGCCUUCCCUCUGGAACAGUCGUGUUGGAUUUUAUGUCAGCACCUUCCAGAGUUUGGCUGGUUUUGAGGAGAAGUUUCACAAGGAAAUUGGCCGGUUGGAUCAGGAUUUGUAUGACAUCUUGGAACAAUUGGAAAGUACAAACACUCAUCAAGCAAGCAGAAAGACAGGUACCAGCGGCGCCUCAUCGUCAGGAACAAAUAGGAGUGCGGUUGGAAAAGAAGCAUCUAACCACACACUCAGGCCAGGAGGUCCACCACCAAUCCCUAAAUCUCCAUCCAAGCUAAGGCCUGCAGUGCCUCCUCCACCCAAGGUGACCCCAUCUAAGGAAUUGAAAACAGAGCACAUCGUCAGCCUGUUUGAUGCUGCAGCUACUCCUGAUAUCAGCGUCACCUCCCCUACAGAGAUGGAAAACUGGGACUCAUGGCAUGAGGACAUUGGUGCCCAGGAAGAGCACACCAAGCAGCACUAUGACCCUUUGGCUGCUGCUGCAGAUGCCUGGGGGGAUGAUGGUACACAGCCUAUCCGCUAUGACCCCAUAGCAGCCGCCGCAGAGGGCUGGGGGGAUGACGGAACCCAACCAGUUCGCUAUGACCCUGGGGCUCUGGCUCAGCAGCCAGAGGGGGAUGACGAGAGCCAGCAGGCUCAUUACGAUCCUGUGGCUGAAGCCCAGGAGGACUGGGGUGAUGAGGGGGGCCAGCUUGUCACAGAAGUGCCCGCCCCAGGGGAUGACACACCUGCAGCUGAGACUCCAGCUCAUGUCGCUGAGGAAGAAGCCACACCAGCUUCUGCUACGUUGGAUGAUGAAGAGGGUCAGGGUGAGUCUGCAACAGCAGCUGCUGCAGCACCAGAGAAGGACACACCGACAGAGGAGACACCUGAAGUAGCAGCAGAAUCAACAGAAGUUGAAUCAGAGUCUGAAGAAAUGCCACCUGGCUUCUUGUAUAAGCUCCAGGUGAUGCAUGAUUAUGCUGCCAAUGACACAGACGAACUGGAGAUGAAGACUGGUGAUGUGGUGCUGGUAAUCCCCUUUGACAACCCUGAAGAACAGGAUGAUGGUUGGCUGAUGGGAAUGAAGCAGGACGACUGGCGGGAGAACAAAGGAAAUGCCCUUAAAGGAGUGUUCCCUGAAAAUUUUACCCAGAGGCUGUGAUGACAGGACGUCAUUCCAGCUUCCUUCUUCAUGUCUCUCUUCCUCUUGCCUCAAUCCUUCCUUUCCUCUCUUGCCCUGAUACUGUAUCUUUGCUAGGACUUUGGCCAUAGAAUCAGAGUUGUCACAGCCAUGGUUGAAAUCUUGCAUUUCUAAGGUCUGCUACACUGUGCUAAAAGUGGAUCUUGGCAUUUCUUUGGAUUUAUGCCAACAUUUCCAAUUACAAAUGCAGCCAUUUCACAGGUCCCACUCUUUGCUGUCUUGCAGGUAUAUUGUUGCUACUCCAUAUCGGAGGAAUUGAUUAGAGAAUCCUGAUAAUACAGGGUCGAUGCAGGGAUGGGUGCCUCUGCAAUGGCUACUGCUGCAAUUGCAUUAUGUUUUAUUCUUAGCCAUGUGUCAUCAUAAACUCUCCAAGGCAUAUUCCACCACCAUAACAGAGAAAAUGUAUUUUGAGACAUGCUUUUGUUCAUCUGAUACUGAGAGAUUGAGCAGUAUAAUAUUAUUCAGACAAUGCCAAGUGUAGCAAAUUAUCCCUUACACACAUAUACAGUAAGCCCUGAAUUGCGUGUGUGUGUGUGUGUGUGUGUGUGUGUGCGUUUGUGUGUGCGUUUGUGUGUGUGUGUGUGUGUGUGUAAUUACUAAAGCCAGACUGACAGGAAGGCAAACGUAAACUUAGUAGAGUCCUCACUUGGUUUGAAACAUUCACCCAGCAGAGUAAUACACUGGAAAAUUAGAACCAAUUCUCAGCUGGCAAUUUUGCUUCAGUCAAAUGCAAAAACACCUUUGAUUACAUAAGGUGCAGAAUCAGCACAUAACCAGCCCAUAAACUCAUCAACAGUGAAGAUAUAAAGUGGGCAUGCAUGUUUCUUCACCUGUGGUUAGCUUCUCUGACAAAUAUAAGUGGAGGUGGAGCAUAGGAAGGGUUGUAUUAAGCAUUGCGGUUUCGGUAUAUUCCAGUAUUUCUUAUUUACUGAUCCAGUCACUCUGGGGUUGUGCUGACCCAAUGUCUGUUGGAUACAUUCAGCCCAUCUUUUAUUCCUACUUUGAUUGUGUACUUGUGAAACAUUGAAACAUGCGCCCUAGGUUGUCGUUUUAGUUUAGAUUAAAUGGUAGUACAGAAUGAGUAGUAUGAACCUCUUGUUAAAAUCCUAAUACAUGUAUUUAAUUGGUCAUCUAACACCAACCUUGUUAAAGACAGCAGGAAUUCAAUAUAAACUUGCUUUAAAAAUCCAAACAGAGAUACUGAUCCCAGAGUCCUAUAGAGUAGAAAAACACGACUGUGUUCAACUUUGUCAGUCCGGUUUUUUUAUUCCUUGUUGAGUUUGUGUGAAGUUGUGUGAAGUGGGCAUGUAAAAAAAUAUUUUUAAGUGACUUUUUUCAGAAAGGAUUCCAAAUAUGCAUUAGCCAGGCUAGCUAAAAAGCUAGCCACCAAACUGCAACAAUGAGACGCUGCUACUGGUAGUAUAAUAGUAAGGCAGAUUGGGUUACACCUUAACGCUAAUCAUAUAUAUAUAUAAUAACUGAGCCAGCCUCAUUCGUUUUUGAAAAAUGUGCCGAAAACAAUUCCUUCCGUUUGCAGAGAGACAACUCAAAUGCAGAUGAUUCAGAUUAUGCACCAGAGCAACUUCUUUUAUUUUUGUAUGCUGCCAAGCAAUGACUACAUAUAGCCUAAUGUAACUUUGUCAACAUAAUUGCCAACUUACUGUAGGAUGGUAUGGAGUGUUUUGUACUUCUGUCAAGUUUACUGCUCUCAACAUAGUCGCUUACUGUAGGUAGUUAAAACUAUCUCAUUCAUUCAGUCACUGACUCAGAAGAGAUAGACAUUUCUCAUGAUGUUAUUAACAUGUAAUAUUUGUGCGAGAAAAUGUUUUUUGCGAUUGUAUGUGUGUGUGUGUGUUUACAGGUUGUUUGGAAACAUACAUUAUUUAUCUAUAGCCUAUUGUUAUUGGACAAUAUCACCACCACCUACCAGGGGAUGAAGUCGUUCGUUUUACAAGAAGUUUUUUUUCUGACUGGACAAAGACAACUCAAGUGUAUUUGGGUCUUUACCCACUGGCUGGUAUUAUGGUUCCAGGUGUUAUUGUGCAUUGGUUGUGUAUAAGUGUAAUUUUGCCAAGCUCUGAUGACAGAUAAUAUUCAUAUUCUAUAAAGACAUUCAUAUCUGUGUGUGAGUUACUGUGAGCAUGCUGACUUCCCAUGUGUUGUUAUGUGAACACCCUUAAUUUAAGACAAUGAUACUUGGGUCACUUUUGAGGCAGCUGAAACAGGCAGAUUUAUUUAUUUUUUAUUAUUUUUUAUUUUCUUAGUAAGAGGGAUGGUGUGCAGCUGUUUAUGGCAUAUGUCUCCACUAUUCCCCUCAAAUCAGUACUAAAAAUAAUUGCUGGUUGUCCAUUAGCCCUGCCUCAAAAUGUUGCCAGGGUAUCGUGGUCCAAACAGACUUACCAUGAUUACAUGGAGACAGGACACAGAGAGAAACAUUCCCAACCACCAGACUCAGGUGGACAAAUGUUUUCCAAUGGUUUUCAGUAUUUUAAACGCUUGAGAAGUGCAUGAUUUUUUUUCAUACGUAUUUGAAAAAGCCUUAUGUGAGAACAUCACUUGCAUAUUUAGAUGAACCAAUCACUUUCAUAUUUUAUAUUUUAUUUUCAAACAUACCGUAUGUUUCACCUGGGUCUGGUUCUCUAUUCAUCUAUAUGGAUGACACUGUCUCCUGUGAUGAGCUAUGGGAUAUGACAAAAAGGUUUUUCCUGUACCUAAAUGACCAAUAAUAAUAAAAAUUAUGUAGAAUCUCCUUUUC